Molecule: messenger RNA, 1062 nt
Organism: Heterobasidion irregulare TC 32-1
Lineage: Eukaryota; Fungi; Basidiomycota; Agaricomycetes; Russulales; Bondarzewiaceae
Product: carbohydrate esterase family 9 protein
Exons: 4
Coding region: 1-1062 (353 amino acids)
Biological process (GO): N-acetylglucosamine catabolic process
Molecular function (GO): N-acetylglucosamine-6-phosphate deacetylase activity
Source: RefSeq, a predicted model, not a curated record
AUGGUCAAGCGGAGCGCACGUGCCCCACCAUUCCUUCUCACCACACCCAAAGGUGUUUCUGCUUUCGAAGACGUCUAUGGUGUGCCGAAUAUCUCCCAUACAGAGGACUGGCCCAUGGACGGCGGUGUCGGUGUGCGCAUCAUCACGGGCGCGCCCGAGAUUGAGGGCGUCAUGGACGCCAUCAAGGACCUGACGGCGCAGGGUAUUGUGUUUCCAUCGGACACAGACAUUGCGACGGCAGCCGUACGGCGCGGCGUGCGUCUCAUCACGCACCUCUUCAAUGCCAUGCCGCAGCUGCACCACCGCGAUCCGUCCAUCAUCGGGCUCCUCGGUGCCUCUCCACAUCUUGGAUCACCUUUCACCCCUGCUACUGCGAACGUUGUUGAUACCAUCGCCACAUCCAUGCUUGCUGGCUCCGAUACCAUAACAACUCUAGCGGGUCCUGUCACUCCUACGAAUAUGAACAGCCGCAAACCCGCGGUGCACUCAGAGGCGCUCGAUGACGGCGUGACGCCGCUGCAGACCCCUAUGCUUGCCAAACACCAGAACGGCGGCGAGCCGCACCUUGACAAGGGCCAAGUCACAGAUAUGACGUUUGAGCGGCCGUUCUACGAGAUAAUCGUUGACGGGAUCCACUCGCAUCCGAAUUCUGUCCGGCUUGAGUAUAACGUAUUCUCGGAAGGUUGUAUUUUGAUCACAGCGAUGAAGAUACUCGACCCACACCCGCGCGACGGCGUACAUGAAUGGCGCGAGGGCAAACACUUUGUCAAAGAAGGCGACCGGCUUUAUCUCGAGGGUACGGACACCUCGCCGGCAGGCAAGCCCAAGCCCUUGUCUCGCGAUCUUUUCAUCACGGCUACUUACCUGUAUGUGCGCAGUGUUGUAACACUAGACAAAUGUGUACACAACUUUGCCCGUUUCACGGGUUGCUCCCUCGACGAAGCGCUCAAGUGCGCGACGCUGAACCCGGCGCGGUGCCUUGGCAUCGAGAACAAGAAGGGCACGCUCCGCCCCGGGGCGGAUGCAGACCUCGUCGUGCUCGACAGAAUGGGCAAUGUUUGA